ACUCAGUUUCUUCUUAUCUUCCUUUUUUUCGAUUUGACUUUUUAAAAUUAUCAAAGAUUUCUUUUUCUUAACACUGGAAAGAGGAUAUCCAAAGUUUGCUGAUGGCGAAUCCUAAGUUAGGUCGGAUGCCUAGCAUGAGGGAGCGCGUGGAGGACACGCUUUCCGCUCAUCGUAACGAGCUCGUCGCUCUUCUCUCCAGGUACGUGGCUCAGGGAAAAGGAAUAUUGCAACCACAUACGUUGAUCGAUGAACUAGAAAACGUUGUAGGCGACGAGAAAGCUCGAGAGAGGCUUAGUGAUGGUCUCUUUAGCGAAGUCCUUAAAACUGCACAGGAGGCCAUAGUGCUGCCUCCGUAUGUGGCUAUAGCAGUUCGUCCAAGACCUGGUGUUUGGGAAUACGUACGAGUCAAUGUUCACGAACUCAGUGUGGAGCAACUGGGUGUUUCCGAAUACCUUCGCUUCAAAGAAGCACUUGUUGAUGGAGUGGAUAACAACCAUUUUGUGCUUGAACUUGAUUUUGAGCCAUUCAAUGCAUCGUUUCCUCGGCCCAACCGUUCUUCAUCCAUUGGCAAUGGUGUUCAAUUCCUCAACCGUCACCUUUCCUCAAACAUGUUCCGUAACAAAGAUUGUUUGGAGCCCUUAUUGAAUUUCCUCAGAGUUCACAAAUAUAAAGGACAUGGAUUGAUGUUGAAUGAUCGUAUACUAAGUGUACCCAGACUUCAAGCUGCUCUGGCCAAGGCAGAAGAUCGUCUUUCUAAGCUUCCUCCUGAUGCACCAUAUUCCGAGUUUGAAUAUGAGUUAUUUACAGGGAAUGGUUUUGAGAGAGGGUGGGGAGAUACUGCAGCACACGUUCUGGAGAUGAUGCAUCUUCUCUUGGACAUCCUUCAAGCUCCUGAUCCAUCUACAUUGGAGACAUUCCUGGGGAGAGUGCCUAUGGUGUUUAAUGUUGCCAUUCUGUCUCCACAUGGAUACUUCGGGCAAGCAAAUGUUUUAGGUUUGCCCGACACUGGUGGGCAGGUUGUUUAUAUAUUGGACCAAGUGCGGGCCUUAGAGAAUGAAAUGCUUCUAAGGAUAAAGAGGCAAGGACUUGAUGUUACUCCCAGAAUUCUUAUUGUGACCAGGUUAAUACCUGAUGCAAAGGGAACUACUUGCAAUCAAAGGCUGGAAAGAGUCACUGGGACAGAGCAUACUCAUAUUCUGCGUGUUCCUUUUAGGUCAGAACAUGGGGUUCUUCGUAAAUGGAUAUCAAGGUUUGAUGUAUGGCCUUAUCUGGAGACUUAUGCCGAGGAUGUAGCAAGUGAAAUUGCAGCAGAGUUGCAGGGUGUUCCAGAUUUUAUUAUAGGAAACUACAGCGAUGGAAACCUUGUCGCAUCUUUGUUGGCUUACAAAAUGCACUUUUUGCAGUGUACCAUUGCCCAUGCUUUGGAGAAAACAAAAUAUCCAGAUUCAGAUAUAUAUUGGAAAAAGUUUGAUGAGAAAUAUCACUUCUCUUGUCAGUUUACUGCUGAUUUAAUAGCCAUGAAUAAUGCAGAUUUUAUUAUCACCAGCACAUACCAGGAGAUUGCAGGAACGAAGAAUACUGUUGGUCAGUACGAGAGCCACACUGCUUUUACUCUUCCAGGGCUGUAUCGAGUGGUUCAUGGCAUUGAUGUUUUUGACCCAAAGUUCAACAUUGUAUCUCCCGGGGCUGAUAUGUGCAUUUAUUUUCCUUACUCUGAUAAGGAAAAGAGACUUACAGCACUGCAUGGCUCAAUAGAAGAAUUGUUAUUUGAUCCUCAGCAGAAUGAUGAACACAUUGGUAGUUUGAGCGAUCAGUCAAAGCCCUUGAUCUUUUCCAUGGCAAGGCUGGAUCGAGUUAAAAACAUGACUGGAUUGGUAGAGUGCUAUGCCAAGAAUACUAAGCUGAGGGAAUUAGCAAACCUUGUUAUUGUUGCUGGUUACAUUGAUGUAAAGGAUUCCAAAGACAGAGAAGAGAUGGCAGAAAUUGAGAAGAUGCAUGGCCUUAUAAAAGAGUAUAAGUUGGAUGGUCAAUUUCGUUGGAUAGCAGCACAAACAAACCGAGCACGCAAUGGUGAGCUAUAUCGCUACAUAGCCGACUCGAAGGGUAUAUUUGUACAGCCUGCAUUCUAUGAAGCCUUCGGACUUACGGUUGUGGAAGCUAUGACUUGUGGCCUUCCAACGUUUGCCACAUGCCAUGGUGGUCCUGCAGAGAUUAUCGAAAAUGGUAUAUCAGGGUUCCAUAUUGAUCCGUAUCACCCUGACCAGACUUCAGAACUCUUGGCAACUUUCUUUGAACGUUGCAAGGAGGACCCAAGUUACUGGACUAAAAUAUCCGAUGGAGGGCUUAAGAGGAUAUAUGAAAGGUAUACAUGGAAUAUUUAUUCUGAAAGGCUGAUGACAUUGGCCGGGGUAUAUGGUUUCUGGAAGUACGCCUCAAAACUCGAGAGGCGUGAGACCCGAAGAUAUCUUGAAAUGUUCUACAUUCUCAAGUUCCGUGAGUUGGUAAAAUCUGUUCCGUUGGCCAGUGAUGAUUAAAGCAUAAUCCCUGGUUGCUGCGGGGAACUGGUAGUAUAUAUAUAAGGAUGAAUAAGUUUGAGGUUUCCUGGUAUGGAGCUUUUUCAAUUAGAUGUUGGAAGUCCUAAAAUCAUGUGCGAGGGCUGUUGUAAAUAAAUGUACUGCCUAGGCUUGGAUGUUGAUGGUGUGUACGCUUAGCUAACGGUACCUGUAUGAGGCAAUCAUAAGAUCGGAGUCAAUGGCCAACCAGUUGGUAGUUUGAGAAACAGUAAUUCUUAUCCAUUGAAUUACACUGUACUUGCACACUGUUUGGUUACUGCUGGCUGCGUUAUAUGAA
Messenger RNA from Hibiscus syriacus, 2850 nucleotides. RefSeq names its product sucrose synthase 2-like. NCBI's taxonomy places the organism in Eukaryota, Viridiplantae, Streptophyta, Magnoliopsida, Malvales, Malvaceae. Gene Ontology annotation, molecular function: sucrose synthase activity. The record is from RefSeq and is a predicted model, not a curated record. The transcript has 15 exons. Gene Ontology annotation, biological process: sucrose metabolic process. The coding region runs from base 102 to 2534 and encodes 810 amino acids.